Zymoseptoria tritici IPO323 is the source of this 915-nucleotide messenger RNA. RefSeq lists its product as uncharacterized. Lineage: Eukaryota; Fungi; Ascomycota; Dothideomycetes; Mycosphaerellales; Mycosphaerellaceae. The transcript has 2 exons. The record is from RefSeq and is a predicted model, not a curated record. Bases 64 to 915 code for a protein of 283 amino acids.
ACCCAACAUGCUACAACGAACGGACUGUAUCAGAGUCUAUCGGCGAACGAAGCCACUCACACAAUGUCCGACAUCAACAUCAACGGCUUCUUCUCAGUCGAGGGCAAAGUAGCACUCAUCACGGGAGGAUCGAGAGGACUCGGCCUACACACAGCCACUGCGCUCCUCCUCGCCGGCGCCAAGACACUCUUCAUUAGCGCGCGCAAGGCCGGCGGUGAGCAAGGCAUCGACCAGGCCGUUCGCCGUCUCAAUGAACUCGCCCGCAGCAAGAAUCUUCCCGGACAAGCCAUUGGGAUUCCAGCGAAUGUAGCCCAAGAAGAAGACAUCAAACGUCUUGUCACAGAAGUUCAGAAGCAUUCUCCCGUCCUCGACAUUUUGAUUGCCAAUGCCGGAGCGACGUGGGGAGGACCAUUCGAGCCGACACCAGACUGGUCAAGCCAGAAGGUGUUGGACUUGAAUGUUCGCGGCGUCUUCAAUCUGGCGAGAUUGUUCUGUCCUAUGCUAGUCGCUGCUGGCCAGCCAUCGGACCCGUCGAGAAUUAUCAUCGUCUCCUCCGUUGCCGGUACGAAUGUCGCCCACGUCGGCGACAACGGAACGAUCAUGUACUCCGCCUCCAAAGCCGCAGCGCAUCAUCUCGCGAGGAACCUAGCGAUGGAACUCGGACCGAGAAAUAUCACCGUCAACACUGUCGCUCCUGGAUUCUUCCCUUCCAAGCUGGCAAAUGGUCUCAUCGAGAAUCUAGGAGGCGUGGACGAGUUGAGCCGGGCGAAUCCCAGGCAGAGACUGGGCGAGCCGAACGACAUUGCAGGAGUGAUGCUGUUCCUAUGCUCGAAGGCGAGUUCGUACGUCAACGGCGAGGAUAUCGCGGUGGAUGGCGGUGCGAGAUGGGCGGCGGGGAGAUUAUCGAAAAUAUGA